Microcebus murinus (gray mouse lemur) is the source of this 1651-nucleotide messenger RNA. NCBI's taxonomy places the organism in Eukaryota, Metazoa, Chordata, Mammalia, Primates, Cheirogaleidae. The record is from RefSeq and is a predicted model, not a curated record.
UGAGGCUCAGAGAGACUGACAGGCCCAAAUUCAGACCCCCGUGUCGCCUGGCACGCAAGGGCAGGAUUCGAACCGCCAGGAAUAUGGUCUCUGCUCCCCACUGACCAGGUCUGCCCCAGGGUCCCUGCACCCCAUCUCCGGGCUGCGGGCCCAUGCCAGGUCCUUCGCUCCUUCGACCUGGGCCCUCAAGCAUCUCCCCCAGGAGGCCUCCCUGACUCUCAGUCCCUCUCUGGGUCUUUCAAUUUGUGUCACUUGCACUGGUUACUAUCUGGUAACUUACACUGACGCCCUCCGCACACCCUCACAUCCGCACAGGCCCCGGGGCCUCAGCAGAACCGGUGGCGAGGAGAAAGGAGCGUAGCCAGGAGGGGCGUUAGACUUGUGCUCCGGGCCCCAGGCCCUGGGACCGCGGGCGCAGGCGGAGAACGCACAUCUGGGUGCGGGGCCUGCUCCGGGCCGGGGCGCAGUUCUGCGCGCAGCCACCAGAUGGCCCCGGCGCGCCCGGGCAGGGCUUGCAGUAAGGCGCCGUGGCCGCCAGAUGGUGCCCGAGGCCGCGGCUCCGCGGGCAGUGCCGGGACAAGGCGGAGCCGGGCGGGCCUGCGAGCCGAAGGCCGCCCCGGUAGCUCCGGCGCACGUGACCUGCCACCGACUCCUGCCGCCUGCUGCCCGCGCCAUGGCCCAGCCCGUGCCCCGGCUCUCUGUGCCCACCGCGCUGGCCCUGGGCUCGGCCGCGCUGGGCGCAGCCUUCGCCACUGGCCUCUUCCUGGGGAGACGGUGGCCCCCGUGGCGACUCCGGCGAGAGCAGCGCCUGCUGCCCCCCGAGGACAGCCCCCUGUGGCAGUAUCUGCUGAGCCGCUCCAUGCGGGAGCACCCGGCGCUGCGGAGCCUACGGCUGCUGACCCUGGAGCAGCCGCGGGGCGAGUCCAUGAUGACCUGUGAGCAGGCCCAGCUUCUGGCCAACCUGGCGCGGCUCGUCAAGGCCAAGAAGGCGCUGGACCUGGGCACUUUCACGGGCUACUCCGCCCUGGCGUUGGCCCUAGCGCUGCACCCAGACGGGCGCGUGGUGACCUGCGAGGUGGACGCGAGGCUCCCGGAGCUGGGGCGGCCCCUGUGGAGGCAGGCCGAGGUGGAGCACAAGAUCGACCUUCGGCUGAAACCUGCCCUGGAGACCCUGGUCGUCACAGUGCCCAUGCCGGCCUGGGCAGGGGCUUCCAGCCGCCGACUGCGGACUCAGCCGCAUCUGCCCCUCCCUCCCCCGCAAGACGAGCUCCUGGCGGCCGGCGAAGCCGGCACCUUCGACGUGGCCGUGGUGGACGCGGACAAGGAGAACUGCACCGCCUAUUACGAGCGGUGCCUGCAGCUGCUGCGAUCGGGAGGCGUCCUCGCCGUAGUCAGUGUUCUGUGGCGCGGAGAGGUGCUGCAGCCUCCAAAGGGGGACGUGGUGGCCGAGUGCGUGAGAAACCUAAACGAACGCAUCCGGCGGGACGUCAGGGUCCACAUCAGCCUCUUGCCUCUGGGCGAUGGUCUCACCUUGGCUUUCAAAAUCUAGGGCUGGCCCCUAGGGAGUGGGCUUGAGGGAGGGAACCUGGGAACCCCAGGCAUUGAUCCUGAGUUUUAAAUCCAACAAUAAAGUGGGGCUGGGACACACGAA